Mytilus trossulus (common blue mussel) is the source of this 1973-nucleotide messenger RNA. Its product is annotated as transmembrane and ubiquitin-like domain-containing protein 1. Gene Ontology annotation, molecular function: protein binding. Bases 92 to 1315 code for a protein of 407 amino acids. The transcript is spliced from 3 exons. The record is from RefSeq and is a predicted model, not a curated record. NCBI's taxonomy places the organism in Eukaryota, Metazoa, Mollusca, Bivalvia, Mytilida, Mytilidae.
CGAUAGACGAAGCGAUUUGUUGGACAAUAUUUACGAAAACAGUAAACAAACUGGUAGCGAUUUUUUUAAAAGAAAUAGGUACACAUAGUGUAUGUACCACCUGUACACAGAUAUGCCACUUAUUGAAGGGGUAGGAGAUGAAGUUACUGUUGUUUUUACCAUUUUUCUAAUAUUUCUUCUUCUCUGUAUUGCAUGGUUUUCAACAAAUAUUCAAGAACUACCUUUCUUUAGUAUCAUUGUAAUAGACUUUACCAGAAGACAGAAUAGAAAUACGCAACAGACUAACAGUGUUGAAGCUAGCGAUAGUUCUGCUGUAAGUUCUACCUCAAGUGAGGAAUCAACAGGGGACACAUCCAUUCAGGAGGAGACUGACAAUGCCAGUAGGUCCUCCUCUGUUGAUAGUGUAAACGAACAAGUGACAGGAGCAGAAGGUCAAAUUCCAGUUCAAACAGAUGAUGUUUCAAAGACAAAAGACAAUAAAGAGUCAUCUAACGAAAAUGUGAUUACAGAAGAAUCAGGGGAAGAUACGGUGUUAGGGGACAGAAAUGAAGAUAGUGAAGACUUGCCUACAACAGAAACUGAACUGAGACGUAGAAGGGUUGCAUUCUUUUCUGAUAAAAAUCAAGUUAUAGAGACAAAAAAAGAAAAUAGAAAUCAUGAAUCAGAGACCAUUGUUAUAAAUGACAGAAACCCAUCAAAUUCAUCAAACAAUGAACUUCCAUCAAAUUUACAAAACAAUGAAUCCAAUAAAACAUCUGAGUCAGUUAAAAAUGAAACUGAAAAUUUAAACAGUGCUGAAAUAAAUGUUUCCUCUGAAUCGGAAACUAAUUCUAGUCAGAGUGAUAAAGUUCGGAUACGACUGAAAUACCUAAAUGACACUCAGAGAAAUGUAGAAGCAUCUUUAGAGGAUACAAUUGAACAGUUUAGAAGGACACAUUUUGCAGAGGAGCUUGAAGCAGAUAAACUUGUUCGAUUCAUUUUCAAUGGUCAGGAUCUAAGGAAUGAUGCUAACACACUACAAGCCUACAAUAUUGUUGACAAUAGUGUAAUACAUUGUCUUAUAACUCAAGUUAAUCGCCAAAAUACUACGUCUGGUGUACAGAAUGAAGAUGAAGGAUUUGAUGUUGGCAUGCUAAUGCUUCCGUGUUUUGGAAUCAUUUUAUGCUUUAUGUGGUACCUAAGAUUUGAAUAUCGUCAAUUUUUUUCGGGGACAUCAACUGUAUGCUUGAUAGGCAUGUCUCUGCUUUAUAUAGCAGCUUUGUUGGCAAUGAUGGAGAAUAGAAGAAGGGGACACCAUCAUGCCCAUGUGGAAUAAAUUUUAUAGGAUUCUUUCUACUUUAAACUCAGAAAUUAUCGCGAUGUUUUUUUAUUAUUGCGAAAUAUGCAACAGGGUUAUAGUCACUCUAAUUUAAACUCGCAUUUUGAAUCUUUUUUAUUUAGAUUAAACAGUAUUUUUCUCAAUAUCGCAAAAAAUGGAAAUUGCAUUUUAGUCUAAAAUAACAAAUUCGCGAUAAUACGUGGAAGAUAUAAUUACAGUAUAUUUCUAUUCAGGCUUCUCAAACUUGUGCUGGUGACUGGCAACUUCACCAUCUUCUUACAAAAAUGUAGUCUUAUUCCUGGAGAAUUUUUUUUUUUUUUGUUAAAGUGUCACCUUCUUUUUACAUUAAAGCCAUUUUCAUCAAAAAUGUUUGGGAACCCUGCUUUUUAUUUUAAAACAAUCUGGAAAGUUUCAGAAUUUAAAAUUCCACAUUUUAGCAAGAUUUCUUGUAAAGUUGUCUAUCAAAUUAAUGUAAUAAUUGUAUGUUAUGUUAAUGUAACAGAAAUUUUUGGUUUUAUUUAUACAAAAUACAAUGUAUAUUAAGGCUCACCAAUUUUUUUAUGCAUGCAGUUAUAAGAAUGUAGAAGUAUGAAUGGUGUGCAGUGGACAGAUGCCAGCAAUGUUCAUGCAAUAACUUAUAAACUGUUUUAAUCAA